GGGGCCGGGGCCCGCCGCUACCGACGGAGGGGCGGGGCUGCUGCGCGCCGGAACUGACGACACGACGCCUGCGCAGCCGGCGGCCGCGCGGGGCCGGGGGCCAGCCUCGGCCAUGGCGGACCGGGUGCUUUUCCGGCGGGGCACCGGGCAGAGCGACGACUCGGACGUGUGGGACGACACGGCCCUCAUCAAGGCGUACGACAAGGCGGUGGCCUCCUUCAAGAACGCUUUGAAGAAUGGAGAGUGUUCGGAGCCUUCAGACAAAGCGGAGCAGCGCCUGGCGAUGAAGAGGAAAAACAAUAAAAAGAACAGAAAUAGAAAGAAGAGCAACACAGUGCCUUUGAAACAGUGGAAGGUUGGUGACAGCUGUAACGCUGUUUGGUCUGAGGAUGGUAAUAUGUACCUAGCAACUAUUGCCUCCAUCAACCAGAAGACAGGCACGUGUGUUGUUACUUACACGGGAUAUGGAAAUCAGGAGGAGCAGAACCUGUCUGAUCUACUUCCUCCAACCAGCGAUGAAACAGUAAAUGGGAUGGGGAAUUCCGGGGAGAAUGAAAAUGAGACUCCGUAUUCAACAGAUGAAAGCGAAAAAUCUUCCCGGUCAUCUCGAAACAAAAACAAUUGCACAAAAGCAAGAUGCUCCCCUCAAAACCUACGUUUUCCCAUACCACCAGCAGCCCCAGGCCUGGGAAGGCCUGGAUCAAAAUUCAGGACACCUCCAUCAUUUUUGUCUUGCUGGCCCCCGCCCUUCCCCGCAGGACCACCGUUGAUUCCUCCUCCACCACCUAUGAGACCAGACUCUCCCGAGGACGAUGAAGCGUUGGGGAGCAUGUUGAUAGCCUGGUACAUGAGUGGUUAUCACACUGGGUAUUACCUGGGUUUAAAACAAAGUCGAAUGGAAGCAGCACUGGAGAGGGAAACACACACAAAAUAACUGAAUAUCCACCAUUGUUUUGAAGGAUUGCUGCCAUCAUCCAGACAUCGGGUAAAUGAGAAGCGUCUGAGGUGCAGCAGGUGUAGACACUGCUGAACAAUCAGUUUGCCUGCAGACUUUAUUCCCUUCCCUGCAGGAAGGAUGAGCUCCUCCAGGUUAAGAAGAACACCUAAAUUGCAUGCUGCAGAGAGAAGACGACCUUUCUUGUUAAGACUAAACAAGUACAAAUCUUUCAAUGCCAGUGAGCGACAGCAGCAGAGCCAAGUAAAAAAAUAUUUAAAUUUAGAUUCUGGCAAUCGGUUACUAUCAGCUUUCUUUCCUCAGGUUUGCCCCUGCCAUUGUUCACUCUGUAACACAACAGCUUGAAAAGGUCAUUAACAGAAAAGGCAGAACUACUCCACAAAGGGUCUAAGAGGUCUCACAAGUCCUCCGGAGACAAAAGGAAUCUUCCAUGCGGCCAAACUCAAGGGACCCACGGAAAAGAAAUGAGGGUAAUUCUCCCUUCCCAGAAUGCAAGCCUUUUCAACCUUUCCCUGUUCCCUCUAGACAUGGCUUUUUCAGGAGGACCAUCUUGGCUUUCAGAACACUUGAAACAUCUGAUUCCAUAGUUGAGGACAGCCAUCCAUCUCACUCGGCUCAUCCCUCUCAGGAGGUGAACACAUGCCCUUCAUCACAAACUGCUUUGUGAGACCCGAUUUAACAUUCUAGUUCUAGAUACUCUGCUGUAUCUCAGGUGGUAUUUAAGCUGUUCAAGUUAUGUCUUAAGGUCUCCAAAAGAACCUGAAACAAAAUAAUUGUCACAUGUAACAAAUGAGAUCAGCCAAAAGGGAAGACAAGUACAAACCAAAGAUUUCACAAGCUUCCUUGUCAUCAGAAUGUUGCCCAUUAAGAUCCAGCACUUUGAGAGAGACAAAAUUGGUCAGAGCAGCACCUAGGAGGAAAGAAAAAAAAAAAAAAAGAAAACUAUACAUUGUCAUUCUUGGAACUUAAAAUUAUCAGUUUCUCUCAACUAC
Molecule: messenger RNA, 1947 nt
Organism: Chroicocephalus ridibundus (black-headed gull)
Lineage: Eukaryota; Metazoa; Chordata; Aves; Charadriiformes; Laridae
Gene: SMN2
Product: survival of motor neuron 2, centromeric
Exons: 9
Coding region: 113-934 (273 amino acids)
Biological process (GO): mRNA processing
Cellular component (GO): nucleus; cytoplasm
Molecular function (GO): RNA binding
Source: RefSeq, a predicted model, not a curated record